AUGGAGAAGAACUUCAAAGAACCCAACUUUCAGCAGAAGUUGAGGAACGAGCUUCUGAAUUUCAAGCAACGUGGGUCCUAUCAGGGCUACGUGGCAAAGUUCCAGGAAAAACUCCGUCUAGUUCCACUGGAUCCUGUGUUCGCCAAGGAAAUCUUCCUAAAAGGACUCACCAGCAACAAUUUGCGGAAGCAGAUCCUGCGAAAGAAACCUGAGACCCUGGAGGAUGUGAUCGCGGAGGGAUUCAGCGAAGUUGAGUUGGAACGACUAGAAGAGAGUAAGCCAGGGCCGACCAACAAGUGUCCUCACUGCGAUAAAGGGUUCCACAAUCCCGACAACUGCUGGACGAAGUAUCCCGAAAAGCGCCCGACGAGCCAACCUGCGUUCCGCAAGCCCACCACUCAGGACAAAACAAACUAUAAAGCUAAGUACUUCGCCUUGGUCGACAAGCUGAUCGUCGACGAUGCAACCAACGAUGCAACUCCUUUAAACGAGUAA
Phytophthora sojae is the source of this 495-nucleotide messenger RNA. RefSeq lists its product as hypothetical. The record is from RefSeq and is a predicted model, not a curated record. Bases 1 to 495 code for a protein of 164 amino acids. The transcript has 2 exons. Lineage: Eukaryota; Oomycota; Peronosporomycetes; Peronosporales; Peronosporaceae.